Messenger RNA from Fundulus heteroclitus (mummichog), 4484 nucleotides. It is a transcript of the gene adcy2a, whose product is annotated as adenylate cyclase 2a. Gene Ontology annotation, molecular function: adenylate cyclase activity. Gene Ontology annotation, biological process: cAMP biosynthetic process; adenylate cyclase-inhibiting G protein-coupled receptor signaling pathway; adenylate cyclase-activating G protein-coupled receptor signaling pathway. NCBI's taxonomy places the organism in Eukaryota, Metazoa, Chordata, Actinopteri, Cyprinodontiformes, Fundulidae. Gene Ontology annotation, cellular component: plasma membrane. The coding region runs from base 35 to 3676 and encodes 1213 amino acids. The record is from RefSeq and is a predicted model, not a curated record. The transcript is spliced from 25 exons.
UCUGGCUGCGCUUCACUUCAUUUUCCACCCCAACAUGUUGGAAAUGGGAGAAGGAGGAGGAUGCUGCGCUCUACCCUUGGUGCGUUCCUUUCGGCCAGCACACGCUGCCUCUGACUCAGACUCCACCUCAGCCUUCAGUUGCCUCCGACUAAAGGACUUAAGAGAGGAGGUGGGGAAAGAAACAAAAAACAAACUGGAGCUCAGGAGUUCUCACUACAGACUCUCAAACAGAGACCACAGCAGGAGAAAAGAGCAGAGCACAAACUGCUCCUCUUCUGUGGUGGAAACUACCACUACCUCAGCAGUGACCACCUCCUCCUCCUCUUCGGGUUUCCCUGCUUCUUUUUCACCCCUCUCGGCUCCGAGAUCCAUGUGGCAAGAGGUAAUGAAGAGGAAACAGUAUCUACUUGACCGUGCAGGGGUGUCUGGUGAAGUGGAUAAAGGAGGCGGUGAGGAGAAGAGGAACAGGUCCCCGGACUGGCUGUAUGAAUCCUACUACUGUAUGAGCCAGCAGCAUCCUCUCAUUGUGUUUUUGCUUCUCAUAGUGAUGGGAGCCUGCCUGGCUCUGCUGACUGUGUUUUUUGCUUCGGGGCUGAGCAUCUCAGACCAUGUGGCCUUUGUAAUCACGGUGCCCACGGCACUGGCUAUAUUCCUGACAGUGUUUGUUCUUGUCUGCAUUGAGUCCAUCUUCAAGAAGCUUUUACGUGUUUUUUCCUUGGUCAUCUGGGCUUGCCUGGUUGCAAUGGGUUACCUUUUCAUGUUUUCUGGUGGGAUCAUCUGUCCAUGGGAUCAGGUAUCCUUCUUCCUGUUCAUUGUGUUUGUGGCUUACACCAUGCUACCCUUCUCUAUGCGGGAAGCCAUCAUUGCCAGUGUCCUGACCUCCGCCUCUCACACCAUUGUGUUGAGUGUCUGCUUGUCCACAACAGCUGGUCACAGGGAGGCAGUAGUGUGGCAGAUUUUGGCCAAUGUUAUUAUUUUUGUUUGUGGCAACAUGGCCGGGGCUUACCACAAGCAUCUGAUGGAGUUGGCACUGAAACAGACCUACCAUGACACCUGUAACUGUAUCAAGUCCCCAAUUAAACUGGAGUUUGAGAAGAGACAACAGGAGCGUCUUCUUUUGUCUCUGCUGCCAGCUCACAUAGCUCGUGUAAUGAAAGCUGAGAUAAUCCAGAGGCUGAAGGGACCAAACUUUGGCCAGAUUGAGAACACAAACAACUUUCACAACCUCUAUGUCCAGAGGCACACCAAUGUCAGCAUCCUUUAUGCAGAUAUUGUUGGAUUCACGCGUCUGGCGAGUGACUGCUCACCAGGGGAACUGGUGCACAUGCUGAAUGAGCUGUUUGGCAAAUUUGACCAAAUUGCUAAGGACAAUGAAUGUAUGCGGAUCAAAAUUCUUGGCGACUGUUACUACUGUGUGUCGGGCCUCCCAGAGUCAUUGCCGAACCACGCUAAAAACUGUGUGAAAAUGGGUCUGGACAUGUGUGAAGCUAUCAAAAAUGUACGAGACGCUACAGGGGUUGAUAUUAACAUGCGUGUGGGGGUGCAUUCUGGGAAUGUCCUGUGUGGCGUUAUUGGACUUCAAAAAUGGCAGUAUGACGUGUGGUCACAUGACGUCACACUGGCCAAUCAUAUGGAAGCAGGUGGUGUACCAGGACGAGUUCACAUAACAUCGGUGACACUGGAACACCUAAAUGGCGCUUAUAAGGUUGAAGAUGGGGAUGGACAAGAGAGAGAUCCUUACCUAAAGGAACACGGUGUCAUCACUUAUCUUGUAAUCAACCCAAACGUGGAGCGUCGGAGCUCACAGAUUUCUGAUCGGCCCAGACACGCUCUUGAUGGAGCAAAAACGAGAGCCUCAGUCAGGAUGACCCGGUACCUGAAGUCAUGGGGAGCAGCCAAGCCCUUUGCUAACCUGCACCACAGAGACAGCAUGACAAAUGAGAAUGGCAAGAUUAGCACUUCUGGUGUGCCGAUGGGUCAGUAUCAUUUCCACAGAUCAGAAAGGACAAAGUCUCAGAAGAAACGGUUUGAAGAAGAAUUCAAUGAAAGGAUGAUCAGGACCUUUGAUGGAAUCACUUCACAAAAACAAUGGCUCAAGUCUGAGGACAUACAAAGAAUAUCUCUGUUUUUUCACAACAGAUCCUUGGAGAAAGAGUACAGAGCAACAACCUUGCCGGCCUUUAAAUACUAUGUCACCUGCGCCUGUUUGAUCUUUUUCUGCAUUUUUGUUGUGCAGAUCUUGGUUCUGCCAAAAACGGCUGUCUUGGGAAUAUCAUUUGGAAUUGCUUUUCUCACCCUCUCGUUGACAAUCUUCAUAUGUUUCAUUGGGCACGUCUUGCACUGCAAUAAAAGUGCAUCUACUUCUUGGAUGUGGCUGCUGAGGUCAUCAGUUAUUAUUGCCAACAAGCCUUGGCGCCGCAUCACUCUCACCAUGACAACCACUGCUCUAAUACUCGUAAUGGCAGUCAUCAACAUGUUCUUUUUGGAAGAUGAUGCAUCGCCUCCAGUCCUGCUUUACAACUCCUCUAAUGAAACACUGCUUUACCCUAAUGGGCAGCUUCUAAACUUCUCUGGCAAAAAUAAUUAUUACCUCCCUUAUUUAAUUUACAGUUGCAUCCUGGGUCUGAUCUCUUGCUCGGUGUUCCUGAGGAUAAACUACGAGCUGAAGAUGAUUAUAAUGUUGACUGCAGUGGUGAUCUACAAUAUUAUUAUUCUACAAACACAUGCCUCUCUGCUGGAUGAAUAUAGCCGAUUCCUGUACAAGACUGAAAGCCUUGACAGACCAGGAGUUCUCAAGGAUCUGAAGACUAUGGGCUCCAUCUCCCUUUUUAUCUUCUUCAUCACAUUGCUCGUGCUUGCUAGACAGAAUGAAUAUUACUGUAGGUUGGACUUUCUCUGGAAGAACAAGUUUAAGAAAGAAUGUGAGGAAAUUGAAACAAUGGAGAAUCUCAACCGGGUUUUGCUCGAGAACGUCCUUCCUGCGCACGUUGCAGAACACUUCCUCGCUCGCAACUGGAAAAACGAGGAUCUGUACCACCAGUCCUAUGACUUGGUGUGUGUGAUGUUUGCCUCUAUCCCGGACUUUAAAGAAUUCUACACCGAAUCAGACGUCAACAAGGAGGGUUUAGAGUGUCUCAGGCUUCUCAAUGAAAUCAUUGCUGACUUUGAUGAGCUGCUUUCCAAACCUAAAUUUAGUGGUGUUGAGAAGAUAAAGACUAUUGGGAGCACUUACAUGGCAGCUACUGGACUUAACACAUCAUCUAUUACUGAGUAUACCACACAGGAGCAUGACAGACAGUACAUGCACUUAGGAACCAUGGUGGAGUUUGCGUUCGCCUUGGUCGGAAAGUUGGACGUCAUCAACAGACACUCAUUCAACGACUUUAAACUCAGAGUUGGAAUUAACCACGGCCCAGUGAUCGCUGGAGUCAUUGGAGCUCAGAAACCCCAGUAUGACAUUUGGGGAAACACGGUAAAUGUAGCCAGCAGAAUGGAAAGCACUGGAGUCCUGGGGAAAAUACAGGUGACGGAGGAGACAAGUUUCAUCCUUCUGAAUCUGGGCUACAUGUGCUCUUGCCGAGGCAUUAUCAACGUCAAGGGCAAAGGAGAGCUCAAGACCUUCUUUGUGCACACAGAGAUGACGCGCUCGCUGUCCCAAGGAAAUAUGAUGCUGUAAGACUGGUUGAGAGUAUCUGUUUACCUACACAGGUACAAUCCAAGAGACUGAGGAAUUAUCAUCUUCUUAGAGCUUUUGUAAUAAAAACAAGUGUUACUCAGGAAGAAAUAUGAACGAUAAGGGGAAAAAAAACAAUACCCCCCCCCCCCCCACCACCACCCCCACAGAUUUUACAAUUACUUUGAAAAACAACUAUGCCACAGAUCUAGUAUUCAUUUAGUCACUUCUGUAACUGUAUGUGUAUGGUGGACGGCAAUUAGGCAGUAAAUAUUACAAACGUAAUGCUAUUUGAAUGUUAAGGCUGAAAAGACCGAGAUGUUCUGACCUUCAGGCUCAAUGAGAAGAAAGAAGAGAUUCAGAUGUCCCAAAUCAGUAAUUGCUUAGCUCUGAGAUGCUAGUUGCAGUUACUGGACCACAGAAACCCCUGCUCUGACGCCAGCUGCACUACAGCAGCUCUCCCUUUUCACAGUACACUUUGGUUGCAGAAUACUGUGCGUGGAAGAAGCCAAAACGCAUCAGCAGAGUUUUUAAAAAGACUGAUAUUGCCGCGAACACCAGCUCGUCACUGGUGUUAUGAAUGUAAGUUAAUUUGUGUUCUUCUCACAAGUAUUUGAAAUAUUUCAAAACAUCAAGUAUCAGAAGAUAUCCAGAAAAAAAACAGCAGAAGCCUUACUUUUUGCAAAUGUGAAGCUCGUCUCGAAAAGGAAGAAAUUCACAAUGUAUCCUUCAUACAUCUGUUAGAACCACAGCGUCUUGGAUGUGUUCUGCAGAACAUCUGGAAUGGCACAUUUUGAAGAAGAAAAAAAAA